UUUUCGAGAAAAAUUAAUCUCUAAAAGUUUCACUGCAUUUAAGAAAUUUAUUUUACUCCUUCAAUUCACUUUAAUACUUUAUACAAUCAAUCUAAAAUGUCUGGUGCAAUUAAGAGAUUAGUUCCAUUAAUGGAUAGAAUCCUCGUCCAAAGAGCUGAGGCAUUGACAAAGACUGCUGGAGGAAUUGUAAUUCCAGAGAAGGCACAAUCAAAGGUCUUAAGAGCCACAGUUAUUGCUUGCGGUCCAGGAGCCAGAAAUCAGAAAGGAGAAUACAUCAAGAUGGGAGUCUCUGUAGGAGAUCAAGUCCUCUUGCCUGAAUAUGGUGGUACCAAAGUCGAGCUUGAAGAUCAAAAGGAAUAUCAUUUAUUCAAAGAAGGCGAUAUCCUCGCGAAAAUAGAAUAAACAGCAUAGAAAGCUCUAGAAUAAUCACGUACAUUUUAAAGUUAAGAAAUAAAAUUAAUAAUGGAUUGAGAGAAAUACAGAUUGCUAGAAUCAAUGCCAAUUCCUGCCUGUAACAGACCAUUGCAAAGCAUCUCUCAUGAAUACUUUUUUACUAAUUAAAAUCAUGUUGGAGAAAUAUCCUUUGUAAUGGUCCAUAAUGGCAUAGAUUUGUACCAAUCAUGAUUGUAAUCUUAAGUAUGUCUUGACUGACAAAAAUUCCUUUAAUAAAAAGAAGAAAAGCCA
This is a messenger RNA of Chironomus riparius, 684 nucleotides long. NCBI's taxonomy places the organism in Eukaryota, Metazoa, Arthropoda, Insecta, Diptera, Chironomidae. The record is from the annotation of a GenBank genome assembly.